This is a messenger RNA of Trichoderma harzianum CBS 226.95, 2658 nucleotides long. RefSeq lists its product as hypothetical. Gene Ontology annotation, biological process: protein import into nucleus; positive regulation of DNA-templated transcription; mRNA export from nucleus. NCBI's taxonomy places the organism in Eukaryota, Fungi, Ascomycota, Sordariomycetes, Hypocreales, Hypocreaceae. The coding region runs from base 1 to 2658 and encodes 885 amino acids. Gene Ontology annotation, cellular component: nuclear pore outer ring. Gene Ontology annotation, molecular function: structural constituent of nuclear pore. The transcript has 2 exons. The record is from RefSeq and is a predicted model, not a curated record.
AUGCGGCACGACGAUCGCGCAUAUGGCCAACCUGUCAUUGGCGACGAUUCGGAUUUGAUGAUGCUGCGGACCCCUGCGGCAACAGCUAGAGUGCGCAAAGAAGCGGAGAGCAUAUUUAGUCAAUCAGCUCGCUUCAGGGCUGGAAGAAACCGGGACCCUCAGUUUGGCACCAUUGCCAAGGAUAUCUAUACCUACCAGGAGCCUGCUAGAAUCACAGAGAAGCCUGAUCUGAUCCUGAAGACGGAGAACUUGGUAUGCCAGCUAUAUAACGAUGGUGUUGGCGCUCACGAUGACCCGGAGAGGCUGGAAAACUCACUUGCCGACAUCACCUACAAGCUGAUACGAGUUUGGACGGACUACGUAGAGGAGCUCCCACCCCCAGAAGGCGAGGAUCUGGCCACCAUUGGCCCCGGAGAAGAUGCGGAUCCGUUUGAAAAAGCUGUCUACGUUGCUCAUUUGAUUCUUCGCAUGCACCAUACUCGUUUCGACACAAAACUCGAGGAUGACAAGGCAUCGCCUUUACCGGAGAUCCUCUUUGACUGGAUGCAGUCUAGCCAUAACCUGUAUCCUGACCAGAUUCGAGAGAUUUCCAGAUACAAGCCCAGCCCUGCAUGCCAUAGCCUGUAUUGGCAGACGCUGAGAAAUGCGCUGCUACGGGGUGACGUGAACGGGGCAAAGCAACUUUUGAAGAAUGCUGGCUGGGAGCAUGUCCGCCGCGGUCCUUCAGGCGGCCAAACGUACAUAGGCAAGGCCCUCGAGAACGUACGGAGGUUUACAGAGGCCACAUGCGAGAUGCUUGGCCAGUGCCCCGGAGCAAGAAACGACUGGGACAUUCUAAACAGCAGCUGGACCUUGUUCCGAGUCCAGGCCCGAGGCUCCUUGGAUAGACUCACGCUGUUUGCCGAAGGAAAAGAUACCACCUUCCUCGAUUCGCUGAAUGACGAAUUUGACACGUCCAUGUCGACAAUGGCUAAGAAAGCCUCGAGCCAGAUUCCUUGGGACAUUUACGAAAACUUGCAGACGGUAUACGAGAUUGUCUUGGGACAGACUGAAGCUAUCUUGGAGACGGCGCAGGAUUGGUGCGAGGCAACGAUUGGUUUGUUUGGCUGGUGGGAUGAGGGCGUCCAACGCCCCAAGCCCCUGCUGCAGUCACAGUUUGGUCUCUCGGCGAUGUCGCCGGGCAGCUUCACAGACUCUGAGGACUAUUUCGAUCGGCUUGUGACAGUGUUCAACCUUGUCAUCCAAUCCGGUCUUAGCCCCAACACGAUGAAUCCCGUUGAAGUUGCUCUUGCAUCUGCCUUUGAGGGUAAUACCAACGCCGUCAUCGGAUGCCUGAGGACAUGGUCUCUUCCUGUGGCUUGUUCAGUUGCUGAGAUUGCUUCUCUGGGCGGGUGGCUUCCUCCGGCAGAGCCUGUGAAGCCGCUGCCAGCUGAUACCCUGGACAUGGAUGACUUGAUGCUCCUAGGAGUAGGACAGCCCACCAACGAUGAUGUGGAGGGUAUCAAGGACACGAGCAUUGUGAUUUACGCGAGAGAGCUGGCGGGUAUCGAGCAUCUUUCACCACAGCUGGAUGGUUGGGAGAUGGCCAUUCAAGUGCUGGGCCGGAUGGACGUACCGGAAAAGGCAGAAGAGACGGUUGGUGAACUGUUGAGGGACCUCCUGGCAACACUGGACGAAACCUCUAGCACGACGGUGGAUAAGAUGUGGAGAAUCCUGAGCGAUCUGGGCAUGAUGAAUUAUGCCGAGGAGACUGCAGAGACGUUUGCAGAAAUCUUGUCGAAAGAAUCUCACCGAUAUGGCGAAGCGAUUUGGUACUUUGCGCUUUCGCACCAGGCAGAUCGAGUUCGUGAGGUUCUCAACCUUCUCAUGUCCUAUUCCCUUGUGCAGUCAACGGUUUACCCUGCAGAGAAGGACCUCGAUGAAGAUCUCAAGAGCAUGCUUCGAAAUAGAUCAGAGGCGUUGGAGGAGCGGGCAAAGGUGGAUUUAGAGGCCGCUCAGCUACUUGGCCGGAUGCUUAGUGGCUACGCGACGCUGCGCAAAUUUUACGAACUCCGAGACGAGAUAGCAAAGGUUGAAGAGACUUCGCCAUCUAGGGCUCUCACCCUAAGAAAGCAAGCUGCCUUUGCGUUGGUGGCUGUCAUUUCUAGUUCAGGUGACAACAUCCGCGGCGGGCUUUACGAUGAGACCAGGGACGCAGUUGUCAGCGAGGACUUCUUGCUGGCUCUGCUGGGUGAAGCAACUGUUUUCAUCAAUCAGUCGCCCUCGGUCAUCUCCCUCGAGCAGCUCGAUAUUAUUCUCAAGGCCAUCGAGGAUAUCCAGGCCGUCGGCUCUCGCGUGUACUCUACUUGCGAAGAGUUCUUCAACUUGGUGCUUGCAUCAGGACAAGGUCUCAAGGGAUCUACGCCGGCAGAUUUGAUGAAGUCGACGAGCUCGCUUGGCAACAGCACAUACAUGAUGAGUGGCAGCUCUCUCCUGGUCAGCCACAUGCAAAAAUCCAUCAUGGGAGGCCAAGGUAAAGUGAAUAGGGGAUGGGAUUGGAGGAAAGGCUGGCUAGCUAACACCAAGGGAGAAGACGUGAUUCGAAAGCUGAGACUGGGAUUGGCUAAGGAUCUGGCAGGGCUAUGGUUGGAUGACGCUGACGGAGUUGCAAUUUACUAG